Molecule: messenger RNA, 405 nt
Organism: Penicillium pulvis
Lineage: Eukaryota; Fungi; Ascomycota; Eurotiomycetes; Eurotiales; Aspergillaceae
Exons: 1
Coding region: 1-405 (134 amino acids)
Source: RefSeq, a predicted model, not a curated record
AUGCAAUUCACUACUCUCCUUCCUGCCCUCCUAUCCUUGGGCUUGGCCAAUGCGGCCACCCUCGCCCAGCCCUCCACCUGGCAGGUCACCAACUGGCAGAUCGUCAGCUCGGGCGGUACAGUCUACUCCUUCAACAUUACAGGUGCCGCGACUGCCAAUUCCCCCGGUUUCAAGACCCAUUGCGAGGGUAUCGUCCCCAAUGCCACUGCCUGCGAUGACACGAACAUCACCGCGGUCGUCACCGAGCAGACACACCCUCUCUGGAACGUCGCCGUCACGCACGAAUGGCACAUCUUCCCUGCUGGUGAAUCCGAGCAGACCUACUGGCAAUCCGGCUCCAAGAACGUGAGCAACACGCAGAACAAUUUCACCAUCACCCCCACCCUGUUCUACGGUGUCGCGUAA